Molecule: messenger RNA, 2758 nt
Organism: Suricata suricatta (meerkat)
Lineage: Eukaryota; Metazoa; Chordata; Mammalia; Carnivora; Herpestidae
Gene: LGALS8
Product: galectin 8
Exons: 11
Coding region: 583-1662 (359 amino acids)
Molecular function (GO): carbohydrate binding
Source: RefSeq, a predicted model, not a curated record
GUCGGGUUAUCUUUCAUAGCACCAGCUGGACUCCGACCCACGGCAGAGGCCGGGACACCCGAGCGGCCGGAAAGCCCCGGGCCGAGGGAGCAUCAGCUUUCUUCUUUCCAACCCAUUUCCGUCCACUCCCAGCCGGACUAGGGGGCAGGGGCAGAUGGGUGCGCCCAGGAGUUUGUAAAACACACGCUGCGGUCCUCCCGCUCCGUUCGUCCCGCAGCAAGCCGGCGCGUUCCGAUCCCCGGAGGCUGUGCAGGAGGCCCGGCUGGGGGUGGCCAGCCGCCAGCAGGGCCCCGAACACGCCCGGCACACGGAGGCCGGGCCGACGGCGACGCCCACUCGGGCGCGCGAACCGGGAAAUGGAGGCGGACUGAGUCCUCUCGCUUUCCGUAGCCGCCCACGUCUCCCGGGAUCCCGGACGACGCGCCGCGGCUGAUAAACAGCCGGGUGCGUGGAGCGCCGGCCACGCCUGUCCUGGGGGCAAGUUCCUCCAUUUCAAUCUGGGAAGUCUUUAAAUGAAACGUGCUUUAAAACCUUAGAUCAUACAUAGGAUAGAGACUGCAAUCAACGAUAAGGUGGAAAAGAAUGAUGUUGUCCUUAAACAGUGUGCAGAAUGUCAUCUAUAACCCGGUCAUCCCCUAUGUCGGGACGAUUCCUGAGCAGCUGGAGCCUGGAACCUUGAUUGUGAUCCGUGGGCAUGUUCCUUGUGACUCGGACAGAUUCCAGGUGGACCUGCAGUGCGGCAGCAGCGUGAAGCCCCGCGCCGACGUGGCCUUUCAUUUCAAUCCACGCUUCAAGAGGUCCAACUGCAUCGUCUGCAAUACUCUGAAAAAUGAAAAAUGGGGCUGGGAAGAGAUCACCUACGACACGCCUUUCAAAAAGGAAAAAUCUUUUGAAAUUGUGAUUAUGGUGUUGAAAGACAAAUUCCAGGUGGCUGUAAAUGGGAAACAUAUCCUGCUCUAUGCCCACAGGAUUAGCCCAGAGAAGAUAGACACUCUGGGCAUUUAUGGCAAAGUGAAUAUCCACUCAGUUGGUUUUAACUUCAGCUCGGAUUUAAGAAGUACCCAGACGUCUACUCUGGAACUGACAGAGAUAAGUAAAGAAAAUGUACAAAAGUCUGGCACAUCACAGUUUCCUAGUAAUAGAGAAGGAGACAUUUGUAAAAUCAUACCCAGAACUGUCUACACCGAGAGCAAAGGUUCGGCUGCCAAUCACAGUUUGACUUGCGCCAAAAUACUACCUACCAUCUGUUUGUCAAAGACUCUGCCAUUCGUUGCAAGGUUGAACACCUCGAUGGGCCCUGGACGAACUGUUGUGGUUAAAGGAGAAGUGAAUACAAAUGCCAAAGGCUUUAAUGUUGACUUAAUAUCAGGAAAAUCCAAGGAUAUUGCUCUCCACUUGAACCCACGCCUGAAUAUUAAAGCAUUUGUAAGAAACUCUUUUCUUCAGGAGUCCUGGGGAGAAGAAGAGAGAAAUAUUACCUGUUUCCCAUUUAGCCCUGGGAUGUACUUCGAGAUGAUAAUUUACUGUGACGUUAGAGAAUUCAAGGUUGCCGUAAAUGGUGUGCACAGCCUGGAGUACAAGCACAGAUUUAAAGAGCUUAGCAAUAUUGACACGCUGGAAAUCGACGGAGAUAUUCACUUACUGGAAGUCAGAAGUUGGUAGCUGACAUGCUUGCUACAAAAACAAAUACAAAAUGGCUUAUGUACCACUGGCCUUGUUAAAGUGCAUCUCACUAUCAUUAUAUUGUUUUUAUAUAUUGUUAAAAUGAGCUUGCAUAACAAAGUCCUCCGAGGUGUUCUGAGUCUUGCCAUGCGCUGUGGCUCUGUCUAGCCAGAGAGUAAGGAAAUUCAAGGCAACAGCAACUUAUAGCCGUUUCUGUUCUCUCCCCCACCCCGGCCUCCAUUUUUAAUGUGAUUCAGAUUCAACAAGUAUCUAGUAAUACAGUAGCUAACACAUGUUGAGUACUUAUUUUCUGCCAGUGCUGCACCAGAAGCUGGGGAUCUGUGUAUACAGUGGAACAUAAUACCGCUGUUCCCUGUUCUCUUGAGCUCAGAAUUUUCUGGGCUGUCAUCGUGCCACCGUUUUUUCUGUAGGCAUUACCUGUAUGCAGUAGCCAGAGACUGCAAAGAAUUACUCGGUUAUUAAGUCACUUAGACAUUAAAUUUCCAAGACACUAUUCCUAUUCCAGUGAUUGCUUCCAUAACCAGAGUUCGAUCAUAUCCCAUAACUGAAGGAAUUGAUGUUGUCCUUACAUCUGGCAGUUUUCUUUAACAUGAUUGAUAAAUAUCUAGCUCUAUGAGCUGUAAGCAUUGCCAAAUAAUAAACAUGAUGAAAUCUGGACACCGCACAAAGAUGAAGUCAAAAAACAGUGAAACAAAAACAAAUGGCAUGAAAAUUAACUUGAUGUCAAUCUCAAGGCCCCGUAUGUCUGUACCAGUAAAUGCUUACAGCCCUCGCACUUUGGGGGAAUCAGAGGUCUACACACACUCGAGUAUAAAGUUUAAGAUAGAUGAUUGUGAUUUGUAAACUGUUAAUGGGUGUAACAAAGCAACUGUCAAGAUUAGAUUUCAUGACUGUUCAUAAAAUACACCGAGACCAAUGGGGUAGAGAGUGGCAGUAUAGAAAUCUGUGGCUUGUGGGCACGCCAACCCCUGCCCUCACUGCGCUUCUGAAGAGUAGUCCCUCGUCAAUCACAAGCGAGAGCAAAACAUUGUUCUACUUUAAGUGAUUAAAAACAAACCUGUAUCAGCAAGUUAAA